AUGCCGGGCGCAUUGGACGGAAUCAAGAUUCUGGAGUUCACGGAGAUCAUCGCGGGACCUUUCGGCGGCAUGCUGCUCGCGGACAUGGGUGCGGAUGUCAUCAAGGUUGAACCGCCGUGGGGAGACCCCUGGCGGCACGCUUUUCCGAUAGAGCCGGGCGAGAGCAAGACCUUCAUGAGCCUCAAUCGCGGCAAGCGCAGCCUACCCCUUGACCUGACUAAGCAAGAGGGGCGUGAUGUGGUCUAUCGUCUAGUUCCUCACAUGGAUGCGGUCAUUAUCAACUAUCGCCCCGACGUGCCGUACAACCUGGGCAUCGAUUACGAGACGCUCUCCGCGAUAAACCCGCGUCUCAUCUACUGCGAGAACACCGCCUUCGGGCGCAACGGGCCCCACAGCCAACGGCCAGGAUACGACAUCAUAGCGCAGGCGAUGACCGGCAUACUGGCAUCAGAGGACAAGAUAAAUAACGGAGUGCCGCAGCAGGUUACUUCCACGCCCGUUGCCGACUUCUCAACGGCUCUUGCCGCAGCAUGGUCUGUUUGCGCCGCGCUGUUUCACAGGGAGCGCAGCGGCAAGGGGCAGAAGAUUGAGACCACCUUGCUGGGCUCGGCGCUUGCCGUCCAAUCAAUGCGAUUCAUGGAGGUCGAGCGCACCGACAGCGAAAGCCGUGCCGAGUUCUACGAAAGUCUGAAGGUGAUGCAGGAAGCAGGUGUACCUUACGAGGACAUGCACAGCUUCUAUCGGGAACACUUUGACCGACGGCGCGCGUCUUCCUUGCAGGUGUACUACCGUACAUAUCAGGCUGCCGACGGUGUUCUGGCGGUAGGCUGCCUGAGCGACCCGCUUCGCAAGCGCCUCAUAGAUGUGCUCGGACUCGCGAUAUACGAUUUGAGCCGGACUACGACAUACGCGGCGGGAGUACCUGCAGGACCCGUGCGCUUCGUUGAGGAGUUGGUCAAUGAUGAGCAGGUGGUGUCCAACGGCCUCGUCCUGGAACUUGAGCACUCGGUUGUCGGCAAGGUGAAGAUGGUAGGCCCUAUGCUGAAAAUGAGUGAAACUCCCCUUGAGCCAACCAUCGCCUCCCCUGCCCUCGGCGAACAUACAGACAGCGUGCUGACCCAGUACGGCUACGCUCCCAAGCAGAUUCGGGAACUGCGCGAACUCGGCAUUACUCGCUGA
This is a messenger RNA of Geodia barretti, 1179 nucleotides long. The record is from the annotation of a GenBank genome assembly. NCBI's taxonomy places the organism in Eukaryota, Metazoa, Porifera, Demospongiae, Tetractinellida, Geodiidae.